AUAUUGAAGGCUGUGUCUUAAGUCAUUGUUUAUAAGUAGAAUUAAACCGUUUGGGAUUGCACGAGUUAAAGAAUGAAAUUCACUGAAACGAAGUUAAACUAAUAAAAUCUGUAAACAUGUUAUAAUGUGUGAAUAUGUUUGGUGGCGCUCUGCUUGUAGUUCCUGCUGAUGUCACCAGAGGGCGCCAUGACAUCAUCACCAGCUCAGAGAUGAAGACAAACUGGGAACUUUGGGUUAGUUUGAUGCUGUCCCUCUCUGGGCGUUUCCUCUUGUUUCCAGAGUUUGUGACGCAGCUUUUUCUCUCCGUGUGAAGCUCCAGCUGAAGGAACCAUCAGAGACCAGACCCUGCUGAACCUGAACCUGAACCUGAACCUGAACCUGAACCCAGCUGUGUGUCCAUGAAGAGUAACCGGUCCAUGGAGCCACCACUACUUUAAUAAAAGACCUGUAAGGGAGAGGAGAAUAGAAAUGGAGGAGAGGCUACUUGAAAUGGAGGAGAGAGGAUUGAUGGAGAGACUUGAAUGGAAGAAGGAGAGAAUUGCAAUGGAAAGGGAAAUUGAAAUGUUAAGAAGAAGAUUGAGGACCCAGAAGAGACCAGAGUCUCCUGAACCUGGACCUGGACCUGGACCUGAACCUGAACCUGAACCUGAACCCAGCUGUGUGUCCUUUAAGAGCGACCGGUCACAGAGACGCUCUAUUAACUUUAAAGGUCAACAACCCACUACUGAAAAGAGGAUCCAUCAAAGACCAGACUCUGCUGAACCUGAACCCAGCUGUGUGUCCUUCAGGAGCGACCAGUCAUAUCAUCGCUUUAUUAACUUUAAAGGUCAACAACCCUCUGCUGAAAAGAGGAUCCAUCAAAGACCAGACUCUGCUGAACCUGAACCCAGCUGUGUGUCCUUCAAGAGUGACCUGUCAUAUGAUUACUAUAUUAAAUUUAAAGGUCAACAACCCUCUGCUGAAAAGAGGAUCCAUCAAAGACCAGACUCUGCUGAACCUGAACCCAGCUGUGUGUCCUUCAAGAGUGACAGGUCAAAAGAACUCAGCAUUUACUUUAAAGGUCAACAACCCUCUGCUGAAAAGAGAGUGGACCAGGAGAGCUCAGAGGUUCCCAGUGGUCAGUCUGCCAAGCAGCAUCAAACACACCUGGACUCCAUAUUUAUGCUGCUGGAGAAGAACAUCAUCUCUUUUGUGAAGAACGAGCUGAAGAAUAUCCAGAAGGCUCUGAGUUCAGAUUACCCAGAAUGCUCAGAGAAUCAGAGGGAGGGUGAGGAUGAAGAGCAGAGGAGCAGAAGAGAGGCAUUUCUGAAGAUCACACUGCACUUCCUGAGGAGAAUGAAGCAGGACGAGCUGGCUGACCGUCUGCAGAGCAUAUGCUCCUGUUUCUUUAUAAAUCACUUCCUGAUGUUCUUUCAGAAGAAGUUCCAGUGUGUGUUUGAGGGGAUUGCUAAAGCAGGAAACCCAACCCUUCUGAAUCAGAUGUUCACAGAGAUCUACAUCACAAAGGGAGGGACUGCAGAGGUCAAUGCUGAACAUGAGGUCAGACAGAUUGAAACAGCAUCCAGGAAACCAAACAGACCAGAAACAACAAUCAGACAAGAAGACAUCUUUAAAGCCCCACCUGGAAGACAUGAACCAAUCAGAACAGUGAUGACUAAGGGAGUGGCUGGCAUCGGGAAAACAGUCUUAACACAGAAGUUCACUCUGGACUGGGCUGAAGGCAAAGCCAACCAGGACAUCCAGUUCACAUUUCCAUUCACUUUCAGAGAGAUGAAUGUGCUGAAAGAGAAGAAGUACAGCUUGGUGGAACUUGUUGAUCACUUCUUCAGUGAAACCAAAGAAGCAGGAAUCUGCAGGUUUAAAGAGUUCCAGGUUGUGUUCAUCUUUGACGGUCUGGAUGAGUGUCGACUUCCUCUGGACUUCCACAACACUGAGGUCCUGACUGAUGUUACAGAGUCCACCUCAGUGGGUGUGCUGCUGACAAACCUCAUCAGGGGGAAUCUCCUUCCCUCUGCUCACCUCUGGAUAACCACACGACCUGCUGCAGCCAAUCAGAUCCCUGCUGAGUGUGUUGACAUGGUGACAGAGGUCAGAGGGUUCACUGACCCACAGAAGGAGGAGUACUUCAGGAAGAGAUUCAGAGAUAAGGAGCAGGCCAGCAGAAUCAUCUCCCACAUCAAGAAAUCACGAAGCCUCCACAUCAUGUGCCACAUCCCAGUCUUCUGCUGGAUCACUGCUACAGUUCUGGAGGAUGUGUUGAAGACCAGAGGGGGAGGAGAGCUUCCCAGGACCCUGACUGAGAUGUACAUCCAUUUCCUGGUGGUUCAGUCCAAAGUGAAGAACAUUAAGUAUGAUGGAGGAACUGAGAUAGAUCCACACUGGAGUGCAGAGAGCAGGAAGAUGAUUGAGUCUCUGGGAAAACUGGCUUUUGAGCAGCUGCAGAAAGGCAACCUGAUCUUCUAUGAAUCAGACCUGACAGAGUGUGGCAUCAACAUCACAGCAGCCUCAGUUUGCUCAGGAGUGUUCACACAGAUCUUUAAAGAGGAGAAAGGACUGUACCAGGACAAGGUGUUCAGCUUCGUCCAUUUGAGUGUUCAGGAGUUUCUGGCUGCUCUUCAUGUCCAUCUGACAUUCAUCAACUCUGGAGUCAACCUGCUGUCAGGAAAAAAAACAACAUCAACAUGUUUCUACCAGAGUGCUGUGGACAAGGCCUUACAGAGUCCAAAUGGACACCUGGACUUGUUCCUCCGCUUCCUCCUGGGUCUUUCACUGCAGACCAAUCAGAAUCUUCUACGAGGUCUGAUGACACAGACAGGAAGUAGCUCAGAGACCAAGCAGGAAACAGUUGAGUACAUCAAGAAGAAGAUCAGUGAGAAUCUGUCUGCAGAGAGAAGCAUCAAUCUGUUCCACUGUCUGAAUGAACUGAAUGAUCGUUCUCUAGUGGAGGAGAUCCAACAGUCCCUGAGUUCAGGAUGUCUCUCCACAGAUUAUCUGUCUCCUGCUCAGUGGUCAGCUCUGGGCUUCAUCUUACUGUCAUCAGAUGAAGAUCUGGACGUGUUUGACCUGAAGAAAUUCUCUGCUUCAGAGGAGGCUCUUCUGAGGCUGCUGCCAGUGAUCAAAGCCUCCAACAAAGCUCUGUAA
Molecule: messenger RNA, 3141 nt
Organism: Sander lucioperca (pikeperch)
Lineage: Eukaryota; Metazoa; Chordata; Actinopteri; Perciformes; Percidae
Product: NLR family CARD domain-containing protein 3-like
Exons: 10
Coding region: 469-3141 (890 amino acids)
Source: RefSeq, a predicted model, not a curated record